AGGAGGGUGAAGCAGGAAGUGGCUGAGGAGCAGCUGGAGCCGGAGAGGGGCCUUGGGGCUGGGAUUGGAGCCGCCCCCCCCCUUCUACUGGAGCCGGGGCCGGGACCCUCCCCCACCGCGCCCGGCCAGCCGGGGAGGAGCCGCAGCAGCAGCCGCCUGAGCCCAGGGGCCAGCAGACUCUGCCGGAUUCUUCACCAUGGGUGACAUGAAGACCCCGGAUUUCGAUGACCUCUUGGCAGCUUUCGAUAUUCCGGACAUCGACACCAAUGAGGCCAUCCAUUCUGGCCAUGAGGAGGCUGAGGCUCACAUCAAGCAGGUCCCCGGGGAGCCCGUGGCCCCUGAACAUGUCCUCCCCCACGCGGACAUCACCGCCGUCAGCGUGAUAGUGAAGAACACUGUCUGCCCUGAGCAGCUCGACCCCUUGGACGGCCGUGGCAAAGAUGGGCAUGGCCUCGGGCCCCGCCUGCUGCAGAAUGGCUUUGGUGCCCCCGAGAUGCCCAGGUCCCCCACCUCCAGGCCAGGGGAAGCAGUGGCAUCAUCCAACGGAGAGUGCUGGACAUCAAAGGAGAAAGGGGCAAAACCCAUGGACAUCUUUUCCCACUUCAGCCCCGAUCCCCAUGAGGAGAACUCUGCGGAUCUGAUUGACAGGCCCCGGGAGGGCAAACAGAAAGAGAAAGCCCUCUCUGUGCCCUCUCUCUCCCCAUCCCCCACCCCAUCUCCUGCCCCGUCGCCAGACUGCAAAGAGCCAGCUGGAGAGAGCACCGAGACCCUCCCGCCGGCUUUCCCGCAGUCCUUUGAAACCAGUCAGGCGGGGGGCAUGAACGGCUCCCCUGCCACCAUCCCCAUGAUCAAAAAAGAGGAGUCCGACUCGGAGGAGCUGGACCAUGGGGCCAGCCCUAAGGGUUUGGCUGCAGCCCUGCGUGACAGCCCCUUGGGGCACCUGAAGUCGGUCACCGUCCGCUACUCCACGGAUGAUUCCCCCGUCACGUCCUGGCCCAGCUCAGAUCCAAACCUUGACAGCAGCACCAGCAACCUCCCCGAAGUGAAAAACUCGCCCACCAGCCCUCAGGAGCCGUUCUUCAAACCUUCCCCACUGGCAGAGGGAAGCCCUGGACCCCUUGGCUCCCCCAAGCCACUGGGGAGCAUCCCCCUCAAGGAAGAGCAGGAGGCUCUAGAGAAACCCCCGCAGAGCAUGUCAAGCGGCGAGGAGGAAGAGGAGGAGGAUGAAGACGGCAGCAAUGACUCCCCCUCUUCCAGUUCCUCGCGACCUCUCAAAGUGCGGAUUAAAACCAUCAAGACGUCUUCUGGCAGCAUCACCCGGACGGUGACCAGAGUCUCCUCUGAUUCGGAGCCGGGAGCUGCCAAGCUGCCUUCGGAGCCAGGUUCUCAGGAGGCCGCCACCGAGGACUCCGUGCUCCCAGCUGCAGUGGUGAAAGAGGAGAGCGUGCUGGAGGUGCCCAAAAAGAAAAUGGAGCUCUCCAGCCCCCUGAAAGUCAUAGAAGGGCCCAAAAUUGUCAGUGUCCAGCUGGGCAACGGCACCAAAAUCAAAGGGACUGUUCUGCCCGUCACCACCAUCCAGAACGCCAGCAGCGCCAUGCUGAUCGCCGCCAGCGUGGCCCAGCAGAAAUCCGUGGUGCUGCCGGGCAAGGCCGUGACAAAGAACAUUAUCAACCUGGUGCCGCAGACCCUCCCCAAAGCCGACACCAGAACCAACGUCAGCACGGUGACCCAGACCACCACUGUCACCACCACGGCCAACCAGAAGGUCAACGGCACCACGGUGGUGAUGGUGCAGCCGCAGAAGCCUUCGCCCACCAUUGCCGGCACGGUCAUUUCCAGGAGCCAGUCCAGCCUCGUGGAGGCUUUCAACAAGAUCCUGAACAGUAAAAACCUCUUGCCAACCUACAAACCCAACCUGAAUCCUCCGGCAGAGUCCAGCCUGACUCUCCCGCCCUUCGGGUAUCGCUGCUUGGAGUGCGGGGACUCCUUCGCCCUGGAGAAGAGCCUGGCUCGGCACUACGACCGGCGCAGCAUGCGCAUCGAAGUGACCUGCAACCACUGCACCAAGCGCCUGGUCUUCUUCAACAAGUGCAGCUUGCUCCUCCAUGCCCGGGAGCACAAGGACAAAGGCCUGGUGAUGCAGUGCUCCCACUUGGUCAUGAGACCUAUUGCUCUGGAUCAAAUGAUUGGCCAGCCGGACAUCACCCCCAUAGUGUCAGUGACCUCCCUCACUGCUGGCAAAGUGGCCGGGGUGCCUCAGGAUGCCAUGGCGACAGCUAAUGGGGCUCAGGACCAACCCAUCCUUCCCCUGAGCGGCAGCUCGGAGCAAACUAGCUAUAACUGCUUCCGGUGUCUGGAGUGCAAGGAGCAAUGCAAGGACAAAGCCGGGCUCGCUGCGCACUUCCAGCAGGCUGUGACCGCGGGAACAAUCACCAGCACGGUGUGCACGACCUGCCCCAUGAUGAUGCCCAAUCCCUGCAGCUUUAACGCUCAUCAACGGAUGCACAAAAACCGGCCCCCUCACGUGUGCCCCGAGUGUGGCGGGAACUUCCUCUUGGCGAACUUCGAGGCCCACCUGAAGGAGGCCUGCCUGCAUUUCUCCAGGAGGGUGGGGUACAGGUGCCCCAGCUGCGCCGUGGUGUUUGGAGGGGUGAAUUCCAUUAAAUCCCACAUCCAGACCUCGCACUGCGAGGUUUUCCACAAGUGCCCGAUCUGCCCCAUGGCGUUCAAGUCGGCCCCCAGCGCCCACGCUCAUAUCUACACGCAGCACCCGGGGUUCAGCAAUCAGCAGUCCAAGAUGAUUUACAAAUGUGCAAUGUGUGACACAGUCUUUACCCACAAGCCCCUGCUCUCCUCUCACUUUGACCAACACCUGCUCAACCAGAGGGUCAGCGUUUUUAAGUGUCCUGACUGCCCGCUGCUCUUUGCCCAGAAACGCACCAUGCUUGAACAUCUGAAGAACACUCACCAGCCGCAGAAACCCAAGGAGGAUCUCACCAAGAAGCCGGUUGCUCUGCUCACCCCCAAGGAGGAGCCUGUGGAAGCCCCCGUCUCUAAGAUAUCCGAGUCGUCAUCCUCGUCCUCGGAGGAAGACGAGCCACCCAGCUCCCCAGAGCUGCGCAAGGCAAAACGGACCCGCUUUCAGCGCAAGACGGAUGCAAGCAAGUCAAAAAGCAGCGGCUGGACGUGCGGGAUGUGUCACUCCUGGUUCCCGGAGAGGGACGAGUACGUGUCCCACAUGAAGAAGGAUCACGGGAAGUCGGUGAAGAAGUUCCCAUGCCGUCUGUGCGAGCGUUCGUUUUGCUCCGCCCCCAGCCUCCGGAGACACGUGCGAGUGAACCACGAGGGGAUCAAGCGAGUCUAUCCCUGCCGGUACUGCACCGAAGGCAAACGCACCUUCAGCAGCCGGCUGAUCCUGGAGAAGCACAUUCAGGUGCGGCACGGGAUAAAGGUGACAGACCAGACCAAGAGCCAAGAGGUGGUCAUUGCCCGGACGGGACCCGGAAGCUUGCAGGUGUCCAGCAGGAAGCGGAAACUCUCCUCGGACGAGGGCGACUCGUGUAGUGAGGAGCCGGACAGCACCACGCCACCCUCCAAGAACCCCAAGGCGGACCGCAAAGCCCCCUUCCGCUGCCGCAAGUGCGGCUACGUGGCCUGCAGCGCGGCCGAGUUCCAGGAGCACAUACCCCAGCACAGGACAGACGAGAGCUCCCACCAGUGCCGGGAGUGCGGCCUUUGCUUCACCUCCCAGGUCUCCCUCAACCGCCACCGCUUCAUCACCCACAAGAAGAAGAAGGGGGCGGGGGAGGUGGAGGAGCCCAGCCCCCGCAGCGGCCACGAGGGAGGGGCCCAGCGCUCGGCCGACGGUAAACUCGUGUGCAAGGUGUGCGGGAAGUGCUUCGACACCCAGCUCAACCUGAAGACGCACUUCCGCACCCACGGCAUGGCCUUCAUCAGGGCCAGGCAGAACGUGAGCCCCGAGAACUAGGGGCGAGGGAGAGGGCAGCGCGUGUAUAUAAUCUCUGCACAGAGCUUGUCGGCCGGCUCCCAGCUGGGCCCCCCCUCUCUGUGCACCGUUUCAGUAUGUAGGUUGGAUAUGUAAAGCUGUGAAGAGAAACGAGAUCCUUAUUUAUAAACCUAGAGGCACGUCGGACGGAUCCGCUCUCCGGCUUCUCUCGGUUGGUGGCCCGGCUGAGGCCGACAUGGGGCGGGGAAUUGGGCUGGUUUACAGUUUAGGCAAGCAAGAGCUCAGCGAGGGCAGGAGUCGGAGGUCUAGCCUAGCUCUGAGACUACAUGGGCAAGCAAACGGUUCAUACGCUGCUCUGAAUGAUAACGAGGGACGCGGCCCGCUCUGUUCGCGAGCAUGUGUUCGGAUUGUCAUGGGCGGUGGCUUCCCUUCAUUGGAACAGGGCAGUUAGUCGUCCCUACCCAGCGUUGUCUCCCAGCUCAGAGGGGCAGCGCUCCGGUGCCAGGAUGUUGUUUGCAGGCUCGGCUACUUAACGGCCACCUUUCCUGAGCCGUGUUUCAGCUCUUUCUGACGGGAGCUUCCCCCGCUUACUGGGAGUUUGCCUCUCCCACAUUCGGACUUGUCCGAAGGGAGUCCUUUCUCUCCAGGAGCGCUGAUGUGGGGACAGGUCGGGGAAGCCCCCAGCCGCCUCCUAGGACAGGGAACCGCCUGGGAAUUUAAGUUACUGUUAAGAUGUUCACAGCAGGAUCCAACUUUUUUUGGUAAUGUUGCUUAUUUUGUAUUUUCAUCUGGAGCUCCGGGAAGAAAUCUUGACCUGACUCUCGGUUAGUUGCCUGGUAUCUUAACUGACAGCAUCGAUCCGAGUUUUUGUGGUUUGUUCACUAACUAUAUUCACCCACUGAAUGCAUGUGUUAUGAAUCCUCUUCACAGGUUCACUUGCACUAACUUAACGCGAUUCUGGGUUUUGUACUAACUGAAAUAUAUGUACAGGGUUGAUGGCUGCAGGUGGCCUGGAUUUAAAAGGAAACAUUUGGCUAUUAAGCUGCAGGUGACAAGCAGAACUGCACAACUCUGUGUGCGUGCGUGUGUGUGUAUGUGUGUGUCUCUUGAAAAUGAAAGCAAUAACCUCAGGAAGUGAGGUCUGGCAGGGAAAUGGACUGAGAGCCAGGGCAGUGCAGUUAACCCUGCAUGUACUAUAUAAAGGGUGUCUGAGAAGCCAGAAACAGCUUAGUUUGAUCCUUGCCUACCUCCCAAGGCAAUCCCUCGAAAUCACCGAGGGGUGAUUAGUCCUGAUUAAUUUUCCCCACCCCCCUGCUAGCGUUUGUAACAGUCUUUGCUUGUGAGCUCUUCUCUCUUUACCAAGAAAUGAACCAAGUUAUCAGCAAAUACUAAAUCUCUUUACAGCCGCGAGGGUCAAAGAACAGUUGAUCAAAAACAGAGAUUUUGUUGCAGGUGGGGAUUUUAUUUUUGGGUGGGUGGGGGGAAAAUCAGCACCCAAAAGGAUGCACCCGAACCCCCCUUCCCCCAGAUGUUAUUGGUUGAGGGCUGGGCUUGAAUCUUAUCUGUGGGGUGAGGUGGAACUCUGUGGGCCCUGAUCUGUGCUGCUGCUGCUGGGAAAUGCUGUUUGCCCAGGUUGAGUAGUGAAGAACAGAAGGAUCUGGGAACAGAAGAGGGUAGCGACCCCAUUUCCUUCCUUGGGGCUGCCAAGAGAACUUGGAUCUUCAAUCCAAGGGAGUUGAGACUAGUCUGUUCAAAGCACCUGCCAGGGUUUUCCAACCUACCAUGUCCUUAAAAGUCCCAGCUGGCUGUAAAUAACCAUGGUAAUUUAGAGGGUAAGAGAACGUGCUUUGUUAGAAGCAGAAGGGGAAACGAAACCCUCUUUUAAAAAAAUUAUGCAGAAUUCAGUUCUUAGAUUGACAUAGAUGCUUUCAUUCCCCACCCAUACGCACCCACAGGCCCGUUGGACCGACACACACUUAAAUCAUGGCAGCUGGCAUUGCAAACUCCGCAGGGCCUCAAUCCAAGAGCCGCAGGAAAACCCCCCACCCCAGGCCAGAUCCAUUGAUCAGAGCAAGCACUGCCCUGAAACUCCCCCUUUGGGUUCAGCCUUCAUCUCCCCCUCCGCUUCGGGUUCUGGGUCCCUCAUCUGCCAGUGCAGCACUUGCCACCCACUGCCAGCGCAUUCCUGUACCACGUGACCAAGAUCACAGCCAAGUUAAGGUCUCGGAAGCAUAUUUAUAGCAGUUUUGGACCGCUAAAUCAUGUUUGGAAAAACGAUUUCGACUUGUUUCGUUUGUUGCUUUGGCUUCUGUGUUUCAGUUACGGUGUUGUGUGAGUAAUUCUUAUUUCGGUAACUUAACUUUGGGUUAUUUUUUUUAAUGGUGAAUAACUUUUAAACUGUGUGUAAAAAGUUCUGUAACAUACACUAAAAAAAAAAAAAGCUACUGUUGUGAUUUAUUUUUUCUUGUUUAGAAAAAGGAUUUGCUGUUUUUAAGUUCAACGGGAUAACUUUCUUCCCCCUCCGAAGACGGUUCGGUUGAAAGGAACAAAUGCGGUUGUUGUUGUUUUUAAUUCAUAGUAAACAAUUUGUUUGAUCCAAAUGAAUGUUUAUGCAGCAGCAUUUGAGGUUUUAAAAAAAAAAACACACAACCCCACACCUUUUACUGUAUAAAACUGCAAUCAAAUAUUCCCAAUGCUUGUUGUUACAACCUGCCUUCCAACAGGGUCAGCGGCUGCAGUGGAGUGGUAACUAUAUUUUUAAGACAUUUAGUUCCACUAGCAAGAGUAACCAAGCUGAAAUGAAGGUAACUACAUAUUUUAAAUUUCCUCCCAGUUUUUUGCUUUGUCUUAACUGUCUCUUCUCUCACCCCGAAAAACCCUACACUUUUUAAAAAUGUAUUCGCUUGGAGCUGUGAAAGUAUAAAUGCUGUUCAAUAAUAUAGACGAACCUAAAGUUUCUACCGUUUUAGAGAGGAAGAAAAACAAAUUGCUUUGUAAUCUUUGGUGAUCUUAUUUCCCAUGCACUUCAGUGCCUUUAGAUUGACUUCUGUUUUAAAAAAAAAAAAAAAAAAAAAAGUGAGACUCUGCAUUUUGUUUUUAGAGGGGGUUUGUGAACUGAUGAUUAUGCUACAUUAAAAAUAUGGGCACUGCAAAAGGCUCUCAGGUAUUCUUUAUUCUUGUAGUAAUAAUGCAAUUAAAACUUUUAGUGGUUUAA
This is a messenger RNA of Trachemys scripta elegans, 7181 nucleotides long. RefSeq names its product zinc finger protein 687 (gene ZNF687). The transcript has 9 exons. Lineage: Eukaryota; Metazoa; Chordata; Testudines; Emydidae. The record is from RefSeq and is a predicted model, not a curated record. The coding region runs from base 197 to 3988 and encodes 1263 amino acids.